Messenger RNA from Prorocentrum cordatum, 1144 nucleotides. NCBI's taxonomy places the organism in Eukaryota, Dinophyceae, Prorocentrales, Prorocentraceae. The record is from the annotation of a GenBank genome assembly.
CCGGGAGACAGCUGCAGCGGCGGCGUGGGCCCGCAGCAGGCCGCUCGGCUGGCAGGAGGAGGAGACGAGGCUUGCGGCGGAUGGAGGAAGCAACAGCAGGAGCAGAUGGGGAGCGUGCGCCGCCAUUAUGGAAGGCCCGGAGCUGCGCCACCGACGGUCCCGGUCCUGCGGGCGGGCGCGGCCCAGCGAGCCCCCAGCGGGUGCGGGCGAAGUCGCCAGUGUGGAGGGUGUUCCCCGAGGGGUGCCCGUGGCUCGACGAGGAGGGCGUGGAGGACCUCAGGUCCCCGGACCUGACCCCGAGGUACCACCACCAGGUUGACAACGCCAGGAUGACGUGCCGCAACGUCACCUGCUGCCCGAGCGUGGACGGCAGCAACCUCGUCGUGGGCGACAGCGCGAUGCAGGUCAACAGCCAUUGCGACUACCCGGGCCACUGCGUGCAGCUGCGCAAUACCUUCAUCCACGUCGAGUGCACCGCGGCCGAGGACGAGGACUGCGCCAUCUGCGGCAUCCGCCAGCGCGCCCGGUCUGCCGACACCCUCGAGUUCCGGGCCACCACUGCGCCAGGCCAGUCGCCGGCGCUCCGGCCGCGGCUUCACCCGGGCGCCGCAAGCUCAGCGGGCACUUGCGCCGUGGGCGAUCUCCCGCUGGCGGCCACCAAGAGGUCAGCCAGUCGCACCAGCGCCGGCGGCCCUCCGAGCGACAGCGCCGGCAGCGAGGGCAUCGACAGCGGCAGCGGCAGCACUCGUGGCCGCCAUUCGCUGGGGUGUCAGUGAGGCUCGGCGGCGCGCGGUCUGGUGGUGGGGGGUGGAGGACAGGAGUGGUCGGGCGUUCUUGGCCUCCUGUCUCACACACGCCGUGAGCCGCACCGGCGACGGCCUCUUUGAAGGCAUGCCCGUCGGUCUGCUUCUGGUGGUCCGCCCGCUCGUCCCCCUUGCUAGGCAGGGGCAGGGGGGCUCGUGUCGGAUUCGAGGUCAAUUCUCCAUCCCUCCCUCUCGGGCUUGCUGGCCACUUGUCCCAAUUGUUUGUGUGUGGUGCGCUCGUGGCACAGCUCGUGCGCACGGGCGCAUGGAGUCCUUUGGGGAAUGCCGCGGCGCUGUGGCAUACUUACAGUAAAGUUGUUUCUUUCUGAGCUUGGACAGGG